CACUUCUGAAAGCAUUCGCCGCGGACUCUUCUCUCGUUUUCGUACCCUGGGCCGAGCUUAUCAAAAGGACGAUAUUGAAGAGAUCCUCGAGAUCCUCGCCCACCCAGAUGAAGUAGUGACCCAAGACUGGCUUCUUAUAUAUGAUAACGCCGAUGAUCCCGACUUGGACCUUCGAGACUACAUCCCUCACUGUGAUCACGGGUCAAUUUUUAUCACCACACGAAACCCUGGACUAGGUGACCUCUCACCACAAUGCCAUCUGAAACUCGAGACCAUGUCCGAAGAUGAGGCAGUCCAUGCGCUAUUGACAGCAGCGCUCCCAAGCGGGACAAAACCCAGCGAUGAUUAG
Messenger RNA from Acaulospora colombiana, 349 nucleotides. Lineage: Eukaryota; Fungi; Glomeromycota; Glomeromycetes; Diversisporales; Acaulosporaceae. The record is from the annotation of a GenBank genome assembly.